UGACGACAAACAUUUCUAUAUGAGUAAUUGUUUACCAGGGUUUUUAAAUGACCCCCUAAACUUUAAAUAUGCACUUAGUACAAGCGCGUGUGCAUUCCAUUAGGGACAUCGUAAUAUGAUUUUAUUUGGAAUGGUAUUACUUCCACCUGGGAAAAUAUACAUUUUGUUAGUAUAAAGUCUCAGUUGACAGAUCUAUGAUUUAUAUACUGUUACUUCCAGGGGGUGAACGUUUUCGUCAUAUAGAGAGGUUAUAAACUCCACUUGAAAUCCGUAAUCUUGUACCAAUCUGAUGUGUUUAUAGGAAGAGAUAUUGACAAACUACAAAUUACCGUGAUCUUUUUAUAGCUUUAUGAUCCGUCUCCGCCUUCAAGUCAUCGUUUUCAAGUGUUUUUUCAAGUAUAGUAAUCGGAUCCCAGGCUUAGCAACAUCAUUGGGUUACCAGUCAAAAAGAUAAAGACCCUUCACAUACCUUUUUUUCCGAUGUGGAAGCAGUUUUUGACUUGAACAGACAACACUGAACAUGAGAGCAACGAUAGACCUUUCAGAUCUACAUUUCAACUUUGACGAAGAAGAAUCCAGCCAGUUGCCGCCAAUAUUCAUCCGCCAUAUUUCAACUUUUGAACACAAGUUGAACAGUGUGAUCUCGGCAAUAUGUCCAACUUCUAAUAACGUCGCUUGGGUGGCUUGUAACAGUGAUGCCGUGGUUGCACAAUAUCAGAAACAUGGGAGGGAAAUAAAACGAAUAUCAACGUCAUUUUAUGUUGACGACAUGAAAUUAACGGAGAACGGACAUUUACUAGUAGCACCAGAUAUGGGUAAUGAUGUUAAAUUUCUUAACGUGCAGUCAACAGAAACGAUUAAUUUUACCAAACUUCACCCAUUUGUGACGAGAGGUUUGUUUAUCUCAAAGGAAAACGAUUUGUAUGUGAGUUUACAUAAAGAAAAUAUGGCAAAAGUCAUAAAAAUGAAUUCAUCUGGCGAGAUUCUACGAGAGUUGUAUAAAGACCGCGCCAACGUACCUUUGUAUUCAGACCCCGACAAAAUAGCCGUCAAUAGUCAUGGUGACGUCAUAGUCUUGGACUGGGCCACAAAGUGCAUUAUUUCUCUUGACAUUUACGGACGAUACCGGUUCAAGUACAACGGUAAAAUUAAAAAAGUUGUUCACUGUGAAGUUUUUACCCCGACAGACAUUGUGUGUGAUAAAUAUGAUAAUAUUUUGAUUUGUGAUUGUGAUAACAAUGCUGUGCAUAUGUUGGAUAGACAUGGUCAGUUUCUGUGUUUUUUGGUUUCCGAGGAGAAUGGAGUGACCUGUCCGUGUGCUUUAGCCUUGGAUGAGGAUGGACAACUGUGGUUGGGGGAGAUGAACGGACAGAUCCAUGUUAUUCAAUACUAUUCAAAUAAAUGACCAACUUAUUCAGGCCAAAA
Molecule: messenger RNA, 1425 nt
Organism: Saccostrea cuccullata (small rock oyster)
Lineage: Eukaryota; Metazoa; Mollusca; Bivalvia; Ostreida; Ostreidae
Exons: 2
Coding region: 521-1405 (294 amino acids)
Cellular component (GO): extracellular region
Source: RefSeq, a predicted model, not a curated record